This is a messenger RNA of Suncus etruscus (white-toothed pygmy shrew), 941 nucleotides long. It is a transcript of the gene PRR7, whose product is annotated as proline rich 7, synaptic. The transcript is spliced from 2 exons. NCBI's taxonomy places the organism in Eukaryota, Metazoa, Chordata, Mammalia, Eulipotyphla, Soricidae. The coding region runs from base 105 to 938 and encodes 277 amino acids. The record is from RefSeq and is a predicted model, not a curated record.
CGGCGCGUGGGAGAGCGGCGCGGGCCCGGGGCGCCCAGUGACGCGCGCGAGGCCUCGAGGCCUUGGAGGAGGAGGAGGAGGCCGAGCACGCCGCCGCCGCCGCCAUGGUGAUGUCGCAGGGCACCUACACGUUCCUCACGUGCUUCGCCGGCUUCUGGCUCAUCUGGGGCCUCAUCGUCCUGCUCUGCUGCUUCUGCAGCUUCCUGCGCCGCCGCCUCAAGCGGCGCCAGGAGGAGCGGCUGCGGGACCAGCACCUGCGCGCCCUGGAGCUCGAGCCGCUGGAGCUCGAGGGCAGCCUGGCCGGGAGCCCCCCGGGCCCGGGCUCGGCCUUGGCGUCGCUGGCGUCGCAAGCCCAGCAGCCGCCCCCGCCGCCGCCCCCGCCGCGCGGCCGCCUCGGGGAGGCCGCCGCGCACGCGCACGCGCACCCGCUGCUGCACCUCGGGUCCGCGCAUGCGCACCCCCACGCGCACGCGCACUACCCGCACCCGCUGCCGCACUUCGCCGUGCCGCCGCGGCCCUGGAGCUACCCGCGCCAGACCGAGUCGGACCCGUCCAAGCCGCCGUGCUACGAGGAGGCCGUGCUCAUGGCCGAGCCGCCGCCGCCCUACAGCGAGGUGCUCACGGACACGCGCGGCCUGUACCGCAAGAUCGUCACGCCCUUCCUGGGCCGCCGCGACAGCGCCGAGAAGCGCGAGCCGCCGCCGCCGCCGCCCAGCCACAAGCCGCUCUUCCUCGACCGCGGUUACUCGGCCGGCGCGCUGCCCGUGCCCCUGCCGCUGCCGCUGCCCAGCGCCCCGCGCCCCGCGCUCGGCCGCCGCGUCUUCCCCAGCUGGACCGACGCCGAGCUGGGCGGCGGCCGCGAGCCCGCGCUGGCCGAGCCCGGGGCCUGGCGCCUGCCCGUCUCCAUGCCCCUGGUCGGCAGGACUACGGCCGUGUAGGCC